CUGAAGGUUGAGAAAAUGGCUGAAUAUAUUACGAUCAAUGGAAUAAGUCAUAAAGUAAAUCUGGCUGUUUUGCCGCCGGAUAUUACCCUGAAUACCUUUAUCCGGGAGCAUGCCCAACUUACGGCCACCAAGUUCAUGUGCCAGGAGGGAGGAUGUGGAGCCUGUGUCUGUGUGGUGCGCGAUGGAAAACGCAGCUGGGCUGUCAACUCGUGCCUCACUCUGCUCAAUACCUGCGCCAAUUUGGAGAUCGUCACGGCAGAAGGAUUGGGAAACCAGCGUACGGGCUACAACCCCAUCCAGAAGAGACUGGCCAAGAUGAACGGCACCCAGUGCGGCUUCUGUUCCCCGGGUUUCGUGAUGAACAUGUAUGGGUUGCUCGAGCAGAAUGACGGAAAAGUUUCCAUGACGGAAGUGGAGAACUCCUUCGGGGGCAACAUCUGCCGGUGCACUGGUUACCGACCUAUUCUGGAUGCUAUGAAAUCCUUCGCCGUGGAUAGCAACAUCCAGGUUCCCAAAGAGUGUGCCGAUAUCGAGGAUCUUAAGCCGCGCAACUGCCCCAAGACAGGAUUAGCGUGAAGCGGAACUUGUGAUCAGUCCCGAUCCACCUUGGUUUACGACGAUGGAAGC
Molecule: messenger RNA, 627 nt
Organism: Drosophila ananassae
Lineage: Eukaryota; Metazoa; Arthropoda; Insecta; Diptera; Drosophilidae
Product: probable aldehyde oxidase 4
Exons: 3
Coding region: 16-576 (186 amino acids)
Molecular function (GO): oxidoreductase activity; 2 iron, 2 sulfur cluster binding; iron ion binding
Source: RefSeq, a predicted model, not a curated record